AUGGGGCCAUCUCCAAAGUUAGAUCAGAUCUCUAAUCUUCUUCAUGGCACUCUGCUGGACAUGCUUCAGGAUAUCCAUGAGAAGGUCAGACUGGAUACAGCACUUCAGAUGUGGUCUCACAAGUGCCAGAGUGAAAAUAAUGUUAAUGGAGAUGUUGCAGAAGAAAACCACUUCACAAAAUACACUCCAAGCUCUGAAACCUUUAAGCAAAAACUGGACUCAGUGCCAGAUCAAACAAGUUCAGAAGAACAAAUGGAGAACUGGUCAAAUGAAACACACAUCCUGGAACAGAAAGAAGAUGACUUUUGUGCUGAGUUUCAGUUUCAUCUGAAUUCUCAAAAAAAAUCAGAAUUUUUCAUCCAGGCAGAAGAUGAAGCCCUGAAAAUUUCAGAUCUGCCAGUAACCAGUCAAAGAGGAGGCACCCCAUAUGACUGUAAUCCCAGUCCUGAAGAAUCAAGCAGCAUAGAAAGAAAGGCUAACAGGAUGCUCCCUGAAUAUGUAUCCUCAUGGAAUAAUGCUGCUGAUUUAGGUGGAAAAACAGAAACUGCAUUCCUUUUGAAAGAAUUGGACUCCCUGAGGGCAAAAAAUAAAAAGCUUGAAGAUAAGCUUUCUGAAAAGGACAAGGAGCUGAAGACAAUAAAACUGGACUUAGAGCUGCAAGAGAGAGCUACAGAAGCUAAGAUUGCAGAAAAGAUUGCAGCUCUAGUGGAAGAAGUUUAUUCCGCUCAACGGGAACGUGACAAGGCUGUCAUGGCAAGGCUUAGGUUAGCCAAUGAAGAGAGAGAUGAAGCAUUUCUACGAGUCCAACAUUUAGAAGAGUGUCUCAAAGAGCUAGAAAAUAUUAACCCUGAAGAAAAUGACAUGACAUUACAGGAAUUACUGAACAGAAUAAACAAUGCAGACACAGGGAUAGAUAUACUGAAGAAUGGAGCUAUAAUUCUGAAUCAAAUACACAGGACCAAAGAACGUAAAAAGAAAAUAAUAGCUGAGGAAAUGAAUGCGGUAAUAGAGCAACGAGAUGCUGCUUUGUAUCAAUGCAAACGGCUGGAGCAGGAGCUUCAUCAUCUGAAAGAGCAGAACCAGACUUCAGCAAACAACACGAGACAUCUGACUGCUGAAAACAAUCAAGAACGUGCUCUGAAGGCAGAGUUGAUAGCCCUGCAACAAGAAAAAGAGGCUGCUCUUCAACAGUGCAAAAAAUUAGAAGAAGAAAUCCAGACAUUGCGUGCUUAUUACAGCUUAUCCAAAUCUCUGCCUGAAGGAAUGAGUCUGCAGGACCAGCUUAACUGCAUUUUCAGUACUUCUGAAGAUGGACUGAAAGGCAGAGCGGAUGUUGUGACCCUCACCUAUUGCCAGAUUGAAGAUCUGGCAGCUCAGCUGCAGCAAACUCGGUCAGAGCAAAAGGACACAGAGCUGAAGCUCCAGAAGGCCCUGGAGGCUUCACAGGAGGCUAAUGAAAAAGUUCAGAAGUUGGAAAGGCUGGUGGACGUCCUGAGGAAGAAGGUUGGAGCAGGGACCAUUAGGACCGUGAUCUGAUUGAAAGCUCUAGUCUAAGGAAGCAUUCACAUCUGGUGACCAGGCUGCUUCAUUCAGCACUGUGUAAACACUAAAGCCUUAACUUAGCAAACAGUUGUUAGAAGUGGGACACUCCAGCGACAUUCCAAGCUGAGAUAAAAUCAAAUCAUAAAUGUUUAACUACUUUGCUGCUGAGUUCUGUGAUUUGUUGAAAUGUUUCACUGCAAACAGAUAUUUGUUUUUAAGCAGAUGCAUUGUGGCGCUGUGUACUGUGGAAAAUGAUGUAGACGCUUAUUUUAAGGGUCUGUCCUCUUGGUGUUACUAGACUAUAGUCUGCUGCAAGCACAGCUUGAUCACAUUUUCAAAUACUGCAGGCUUCAGGUGCAAAAUCCUGCAAAACAGUUUCAAAAUUUAAAUCUCAUGUCAUCUGUGGGACUGCAAACAGUCCAGUAUUUGUAUGUUAAAUAUAUUAAUUAAUAAAGUAGGUU
This is a messenger RNA of Melopsittacus undulatus (budgerigar), 2003 nucleotides long. RefSeq names its product mirror-image polydactyly 1 (gene MIPOL1). The transcript is spliced from 14 exons. The coding region runs from base 1 to 1536 and encodes 511 amino acids. Lineage: Eukaryota; Metazoa; Chordata; Aves; Psittaciformes; Psittaculidae. The record is from RefSeq and is a predicted model, not a curated record.